AGGAGAUCGCAGAGGGAGGCAAGAGCAGCGAUGGAACAACACCUGCAGUUGCUUUCCAAUUCUGAACGGAAACUGCAAAACGAAGCGUUGCCGCCGGACGUCUUGAAAGUGAUCGUCGUCAAAGAGGAGCGGCAGGAGUGGAGCUCCGGCACGGAGGAAGAGGAGGAGCCGCGGGCGGCCCCCGUUAAGGACGAAGAGAACGAACUCAGGGAGGCGGAUCGCAACGACGUCUCGUCGACAGGCGUCCCGGUGAAGAGCGAAGACGGCGAGCCUCACACGUCGCUCCGAGCCAGCCGGGCGGAACGGGACGGAGGGUCAGAAACGGACCCUCGUUUGGAUCCGCCGUCGUCGCCCUCGUCUGAAACGGACGACAGCGACGAGACAAACGAACGUCUGGCGAGCGGGGAGGCGAGACGCCACGCCGGCGAGAAACGCUUCAGCUGCUCCGAAUGCGACAAUACCUUCGACCACAAGCGCAACCUGAAGAGACACAUGCGGCGGCACACGGGCGAGAAACCCUUCUGCUGCCCGGUGUGCGGCAAAACAUUCCGUCAGCGCUCGAACUUAGUGGUGCACUCGCGCACUCACACGGGGGUGAAGCCUUUCUCCUGCUCGCUGUGCGACACCAGCUUCAGCCAGCGCAUCUCGCUGGUGCUGCACGUGCGGACGCACACCGGAGAGAAGCCCUUCCCGUGCUCGGUUUGCGGCGAGCGCUUCUCUCGGAAGGGCACCGUGAUGUCGCACAUGCGCCGCCACACCGGCGAGAAACCCUUCGGCUGCGCCGCGUGUGCCAAGCGCUUCGCGUUCAAGUGUCAGGUGAGCAAGCAUAAGUGCGCCGGGGCCCACAGCGGCGGCAAAUGAGAGAAGCGGCAGCGAUCGAGGCGACUCGGACGCCUGAGCCCCUUUCACGCUGCCUUACCGGCAAAUUGGCACUUCAGAGACGGCGGCAGAGUGCGUCUGAUAGUGGCCGCUGGGCAGCGCAAGCAAGCACUUUACACUAGCGCACAUUUACUACAUUUACAACCUCAGUGAUCAUUUGUCCCCAGGAAAAUGGAUUUAUUUAUUCCCAACAGUCUCUUCCAGUACUGUAUGUGGAUUCUUUUAUUUUUCCUCCCAUCAGAUUUCAACCUCCGGUGUGUUGCCAGUCAGAAUUCAGAUGAAUUCCAGCGCGCCGGACCUCAAUGAUGUCAGGACUUUUCGGUGCUGUGAUUGGUUGGUCAGAGCAAGCCGAGUUGGACUAGCGUAACACAUCUGUCGCGAUCGGCGUACAUUAAUAUAUUUAAUAAUAAAGCAUUUCUGGUGAGUGUACUGUAUUUGUAUGUUUUAUAUGUCAUGUAAGUUAAUUUUUUUGGGUUGUCAUCGUGUUAUUAGAUCAACAUUAAUUGGAUGAUGUGCGUGGCACUGCUGCAAGCUGUUGUAUUGCGUUAUUGCAUAGUAUUGAUGGCUUGUACAAUCGCCUUGAUGUGAUAGCGGUGCUACGAAGAGGUGGAUUGAUUCGGGGAAAUCACGACCGAGGGCCCAGGUCACCAAAUUCCCGGCUCGCGGCUUUGUGCAACAGACAAUUAAAUGGGUAGCGACGUUACGGAGAGGGACGAUUGCUUUCAACCCAAAGAGGCGUGGCCAGUGAGUCUUGGGUGUUAAACUCGGCUACAAUGUCUCGUCUUCCUCGUCUUCCAAACGCGCUACGCUACGGAACCCAAGAUGAGACCGGCUAGCACGUUGAACAGAAACAUGCAA
Messenger RNA from Phycodurus eques (leafy seadragon), 1737 nucleotides. Its product is annotated as gastrula zinc finger protein XlCGF8.2DB-like. NCBI's taxonomy places the organism in Eukaryota, Metazoa, Chordata, Actinopteri, Syngnathiformes, Syngnathidae. The coding region runs from base 31 to 861 and encodes 276 amino acids. Gene Ontology annotation, molecular function: RNA polymerase II cis-regulatory region sequence-specific DNA binding; DNA-binding transcription factor activity. The transcript is spliced from 2 exons. The record is from RefSeq and is a predicted model, not a curated record. Gene Ontology annotation, biological process: regulation of transcription by RNA polymerase II.